GGCACAGAGUGCAUCAUGCGGAAGAAAACCCCGCAACGAAAUGAAUUCCGACGAAAAAGGAGAAAAUUGCCGGUUAAGGCUAAGAGCGAAGCUUCUCCUCGUGCGCGAAGGUGAGAUACACACGCCGGCCGGCAGUAUAUAUGGAUAGAUCAGCCACAGAUUCGGACGCAGCACAGCUCACCGCAGCAGCGGCAGUUAUUGCUGACAUUAGUUGUGCAUGUGUGUGAUGGCUGCUGUACAGACGCCCUGGCCGGCUGACAGAGGCGGCGCAGUAGCACAAGACCGACCCGAAGGUGCGGUGCGCACCCAGACAGACAGACAGACAGACAGACAGACAGAUGGACGCACAAAGAUGCAAUCAAUGCUUCACACACAUGCACACGCCCUUCUCGCCGUGUUUGGCUCAGCGGAGUUGGGUCGUCAUUAUCCAUCUAGCGCGUCUGACAUGUGGUUGUUCGGCGGCGGUGCUUCCCAGCCGAGCGACCACCACGGCAGACGCAAGAAAUACUCGCUCGAAAACCUCAUGUAUGUGAGUGUGUCUGUGUCUUGGGUGGACGUUUGACACACACGCACACCGAUGAGUGUCUGUCUGUGUGUCUGUGUGUGUGUCUGCAGGUAUCUGUAUCAGCAGCUCAAUCGCUACAAGGACAAGUGAGGCAGCCACAUCUCACGCACACACACAACGCGCACGUGUGUGUGUGUGUGUGUGCUUCUGUCUGUCAGGGAUCUGUCGCACGACUCGUCGAGUCACUUGGCGCCGACGAUAGAGAUCAUCCGGUCCAUCGCCGAGCUCAUGAUAUGGGGCGACCAACACGAAGAGGAAUACUUCUUCGAGUCAGCAAACGAGCCAACAAGCCAAGCCACCGCCUUUGUUUGUGACGCCUCCCUCUGUGAGUGUGCGUGUGUGUGUGUGUAGUUUUUUCUGUGAGAAGAACAUUCUGUCCUACUUCAUCAAGAUCUUGAGCAUGAAGGUGGCCAAGCCGGUCAAGGUGCAGUUGCUGCAGACGCUGUCGAUCCUCGUGCAGAACAUCAACAGGGAAACCAGCAUCUGUAAAAACGGACACGCACACACACACACACACACACACACAGACGGCGUGUGUGGGAGAUACACCAGCAUAGCACACUUGUGUGUGUGUGUGUGUGUGUGUGUAGAUUAUCUGCUGUCCAACAACCACGUCAAUUCGCUCAUAUCGACGCCAUUCGAAUGGGAAGACGAAGAGAUCCUCGGUGGGUCGGCCAUUCAGCAAAAAAUGGACACCUGUGUGCGUCUGUAUAUGUGUGUGUGUCGGUGUGUGGGUGUCAUGCAGCCUACUACAUCACGUUCCUGAAGUCUCUGUCGCUCAAGCUCAACAAGGAGACAGUCAAGUUCUUCUACAACGAGGUCAGUCAGUGAGUCCGUUAAGACAUGACUCGACUCGCUGCAUCUAUCGGUGGUGGUGGUGGUGUGUCUUUGGUGGUUGGUGCGGUGCGUGCAGCGUGCGCAUCACUUCCCGCUGUACACGGAGGCCAUCAAGUUCUUCAACCACAAGGACAGGUGAGGUACACACACACCGCACUCAACUCAGCUCAACAGACACACGCAUUGGAUUGGAAAUGGCUGUUUUCGUUCCCACUGUGUGUGUGUGUGUGUGUGUGUGCGUGUGUGUGUGUGUGUGUGUCAGCAUGGUCCGGACGUCUGUGCGCACGCUCACACUCAACGUGUUCGGAGGUCAGAUGGAUAAAUGGAUGGAUGGAUGGAUGUGGGUGUGAUUGUGUCAAUUUGACUGACUGACUGAUGUGUUCAAAAUGAUUGUGUUGUGUUGGUGGUCAAUCACACAGUGUCCGACCCGUCGAUGCGCCACUUCAUCCUCUCCCAGGAGAGCAGGUUCUUCACUCACGUGGUAGGAAUAUCCGUGUGUUGUGUGCGGGCCCCCAUGACAUGAGUGUCUUGUCUGUGUGGUGUGGGUGGGGACUUUUUGUUCUAGGCGACGUAUUUGGUGGACAUGUGGCUGAAGAUGGAGCUCACCAUCAACACAAAGAGUGCGAUCGAGGGCCUCGGGUCGCUGCCAGAGCAAUUCGGUCAGGAAACCUACACACACACAACAGCACAGCAACAGACAACACAGCAGCGAACUGCAGAUGUGUGUGUGUGGGGGGGGGUAUGUUUCAAUGAAAUGCAGAGGAGCACGAGGAUCUGCUGCUGUACGUGUCGGACAUACUGAGCAUGCAGAUCGACGGCAUCAACAAGGUAUGCCUGCACAUCCUCACAACCACACCCACACAAUGUGAAAUACGGAUCGAUCUCGCUCCUUCAGCUGCUGACGAGCCGUCUCUUUCGGCACGCCCUCUACCCCGUCCUGAUACGCUCCAUACUCAGGGGCAAAGAGGUCAGAACAUCAUACAACAACAACAACAACAACACACAUUCACACACAAACACACAGACACACACACACACACACAGAGAGAGAGAGAGAGAGAAAUGGACAACUGCUCGUGUGCAAGUAUACCUGUGUAUGGUUUGGCAGCCCGUCGCGUCAUCCCACAAGGGCGGCGGGCCGUCGCCCACCCCUGCUGCAAUGGACGGCCCUGUCGACGACCGGGAAGAGGUGCAUCCCGCCUGAUACACGUCCCCACAUCCAUCCAUCCAUCCAUCAGUGUGUGUGUGUUUGACUUGACUGGGCUGACAGGCGAGUGCAGAUGACGGCAGGACGGACCACACAUCGGCCGACGAGGGAGAGGUACACAUGCUGGUUGGUGUGUGGGUGCUGUGCUGCAUCUGGGUGUGGACGUCUUUCUUUGUUCUUGUCGUUUUUUGUCUUGUCAGUCGAGCGCGUCACUGCUGUCGCCGACUCUGGCCAUCUACCUGGUCAACAGAAUACUCAUGGUACCAUGAGGGCCACAGCCACAUCCACACACCCACCUAGGAUAGGAUGAUACACUCUCGGCAUAUACGUGUGUGGUUUGUUUCUUUGCCGUGUGCAGGUGUUGUAUUCCCACCCCUGUAUAGCCAUCCCCCUCACAUCGGCCGUCAUGAACACCAAAAUGGGUACGUCUCGUCCCUACGCACAAUCUCAUCUCUCUGUCUGUCUGCCUACACGAAGUCGUCUUAAUUCGGGUGCGCCUGCCUGCUCAGGUCACCACACGUACGGCAAGAUAGCAGAGGCACCCACCAACAGCAGCAACACCAACAAGUGAGAGUCGGGCAACGACCGGCAUUGACACACUCACUCAACACACACAACACCCCUCCAUCGAUCGCAUCGAUCGGAUGGUUUCAGUGAGCACGACACAGACGAGAGCGACCAAGACUUAUUAGAGGAAGGUACGCUUCGCACACACACAUACAGACUCUCUCAUACCGACACCCAUACGCACACACACACUGAUAGAUGUGCCCAACGGCGGUCUGAGCAACCCCGUCCGCAGAAGACUUAUCGAAAUGCUCGGGGCAAGCCAAAUGCCCCCCCCCCCCACACAUGUGGGUGGGGUCUGAUUCCGUCGUUCGUUAUCUCUUUCAGAGUAGCCCGUCGAGCGACUCGUUUGUCUUUGUGUGCGUGGCCCUGCUGGACACCGCCAUGAAGCACACGAAAACAUUCACAAGGGUACGGUGCGGUGGGUCGGGGGCUGUUGGGUCAUGCAGCAAGCAAAUCGAUGACAACUUUGAGUGCAAUGUGACGUACGUGUGUGCAGCCGUUCCUUGAGUCAUGCAGAAUUCUCCCACCACGGUAGGUCGGAUGCACACCCUCACACACACACACACACGUGUGCUGUACUGUGUCUGCCCGUCAGGUUCGAUUCGCGCCAGCUGCUGCGCAACCUGGGCGUCUCCAAGACGCCCACACACGAGGACACGCAAGCCGCCCGGCAACCACAGCAACCACAGCAAGACAACCGUCAGCACCACCACAAUGAAACAGACAGCGCGUCCGACGCAGGUCGACCUGACGGUCUUCGUGACGGUGGUGGUGUGGGAUAUGGUGUGCGCUCAAAGUCGAUACCGGCCUUCGAAGCUGACGAGCGGAGGAAGAGGUAGGUGCCCACACGAAGUGUGUCGGUGGAUGGAUGGAUGUGUGUGUGUGUGUGUGUGCACAGGCCUGCUCUGCGGCUGCAUUCGCUCUUCCGACCAUCCCGAGGGUGCGUACGCACGUGUGUGUGUAGAUGGACACAACAAACACACGAAUGCAUUUGUGUGUGUUUAUGCCUCAGAGGCGCGGAACGGAGCUCUGACGAUCAUGUCUGCCGGUACGUGAGUGUGCAUUCAGAGGCUGUCUUGGCACAUGUGCAUGUGUGUGUGUGUGUGCAGGUCUGAGGGCUCUCCCCCCUCCUCAACACCCUCUGGCGACGGAUCCCCAAAGUGAGCACACACAUACACACAUACACACCGUGCACACCUCCCUCCCUCUCUCUCUGCUACGUCUAGGUCUGACCCUCCUUCGUCUCUCUCCUUCUCCCUGACUCAUCCACACCCACACCCCCGCACCAGCACCACCAACAAACAUCACCAUAGCAGCAGCAGCAACAGCAGAAGCAAGCGGGCGGCGAUAGAGCCACACACACAACAAGAACAGCACACAGGUACUGCGUCUCCUGCACACUGCACAAGAGCCGAGCCGCCCGCCCACACCCAACACCCACAUGUGUGUGUGUGUCUGUGUUUGUGUGUGCAGAUGGUGGUGUGUCGUCCAGCAGUCGGCCGGAAGAUCAGGAAGCCGACGAGUAGGCAGACCAUAGUAAUGCGGGCGUCGAUGUGCCUUUUGUUGAUGCUUGUUGUGUGGUGCGUGGCAUUGGUGUGUGUAAUGCUAAUGCAGUGGAUCCCUUGAGGUGUUUAGUUUGAUGUGUUGUCUGCUGGAGGGCAGCACACAGCACAUGAGGAUGCUCACUGUCAGAGUGGUAUCCGCACACACACACAACACACACACACACACCAUUGGAUAUAUGGGUGUGUGUCAGGUGCUCCGGCUGCUCUACAACAUGUACUUCGAGCACCAUGUAAGCACGCGGCCACACACACGUCUACUUCAUCUGUGUGUCCGUGAAGAUAUGGAAGCAUCCGAAAUGGGGCAAAGUCGCCAAAGAGAAGCUCAUGCACGUACCAAGCCCCCUCCCCCCAACACACACAUGCACACGUACACCCCCAUCGUGCACGUGUGUGUCUGUCUAUGUGCGCAAUCACAAACGUGUCAGCUGCUGUCGGCUCACGUGCCAAGUGCCCUCUCCCUGCUGACCAUGCCGAUGGGCGACCACGUCCUGGACAUCUUCGAGGUGCCACACACACAUCACACACACACAUAUCAACCAUCAUUUGUGUGUGUGUGUGUGUCCUUAGGAGGAGUGGCACAUCCAUCUGGCCCCUCCCAUCGACAUCGCAUCGGUCGGCGCCGACCCACACGUGCUCCUCCCUCUCGCCACGUGUAGGCACCUGCCUGCACACACAUGGCCCUAUCCACACACACAGACACAGAUGGAUGGAUGGAUGGCUGUACAAAUGUGUGUGGAUGCAUCCACAUGGAUGUCAGCGUACUACCCCCCGUCGAUUCCGCACGUGUGGCGCUUCCCGAUCAAAGAUGAAGACCACAUGCGCAAGGCCAUGCAGGUGUGUCUGUGUACGUGUGCGCAUGGAUGGAUGGAUGGAUGUGUGUGUGUGUGUGUGUGUAUGCAGACGUACCUGCUGCUGCGCAAGCUGAAGGGCGACCUGACGAGCAAACACAGGAACGACCGGAUCAUCGGUGCGGGAGGGCGUCCCACAGCACGCGCACAUACAGCCACACAAAUGAGUGCGUGUGUGUGUGGGUUGACGUGCAGAUGUGCCCGGCCACCAUCCGCCCCCAGUCGCCAAUGGUACCCACCGACACACACAAACACACAAGAACCAACGCAGAAACAACACGUUUGUGCACGUGUGUGUGUGUGUGUGUGUAGGUGUGCCGAUCACGGUGCCGUUGCCGACGAAUGAGAGGGAGCGGAAAGCCAUCGACGACCCCACACAGAGAUGGUGCGGGACCUUUCCCACACACACACACGCACAAGCAUCCUUCUUGUUGUCAUGGCGAUCAGGAAGCUGCCAUGCCCGUCACCCUUCCCUCUGUACGACACGCAGCAGGAGAGGGAAAUGGCCCACACACGAGAAGGCACCAACUACGACCUCAACGAACGUGUGUGGGCGUGCACUCAUUUGCAAAAUCGCCUCCGUCUAUUUGUGCGUGUGUGAUGCUGUCUGUCAGGUGACCGGAUCAAGUGCACCAUCAUCAGCCCGCAGGAGGCCAACGGCCCCCAGGCCAUCACGCGCUACAUCGUGCAGCACUCGUACCUCCUCCUGCUGUGCCGGCCACACCCAACCACACCAGGCCUCUCAAUCGUCACGUAUGGACAUUCCCAACACACACACACACUCGCCCAUCCAUCCAUAUCUGUCUGUCUCUCUGUGUUGUCUGUCAGGACUUGUGCGCCUGUGCGUUCUGUCGAGUGCAUGGUUGACCGUAGCGAGCCGCGACACCUCAGGUAGACGAACAGACAGACUCGUUGAUCCUGAUGUGUGCAGGCUUCUGUGUGUGUGUGGUCAGGUUGUUCAUUCGAUCGACCAGCCAACCGGGCGACGCUAUGCGGUGCAGCAACAGGCAAUACGACGCCACGUGAGCAGUGCAGCCGCCAAGCCACCCAUCCAUCCAUAUGAAAUGUGUGUGUAUGACACCGAGUGCAGGUCGUUGGAUGUGUCGGCGGUGUCGGCCAGCUCUGCGUACGACUGGCGGGCGAAAAUACCUUCGGUCAGCCAGUCCGCCCUCCCUCACACACGCAUACACAAGCAGGCGUCGAUAUACGUACACAUGGUGUGUGUGUGUGUGUGUGUGUGUGCGUGUGCGCACAGGUGUGGGAGAUGCUGUUGACCUUCGAGGACGCCAAGCGAUGUCUCACUGCACGGGUGAGUGAGAGCACACAUGUUAGAUUUUUCGAGAAGCGCGUAUACAUUUGUCUUGUGUCCUCUGUGUGUGUGUGUGUGGCUCUGCAGCGUUGGCUUGACGGCGGUCGGCAGCAGGUCCGGAAGAAGCUGAUGGAGCACCUGCACAGAUACAUCACCGAAACGUGACGGCGCACCCACAGGCAGACAGACAGACAGACAGAC
Messenger RNA from Vitrella brassicaformis, 7102 nucleotides. NCBI's taxonomy places the organism in Eukaryota, Vitrellaceae. The record is from the annotation of a GenBank genome assembly.